GAUUGCUGUGGCUUGCUAUUUAUUCUUGUAAUGAAGCGGGUGUAGACCAUCAUCAUGCCGCCUCGAAUACCCGUUGCGCAAUGCCUGCGGGCUUCUAGCAUAACGCCCUCGCCCGUUCCCUUUGUGUCCAUCACGCGUUCGUUCUCGGCGACUCCCAGCUCGUCCGCCUCGACCGCCAAGCAACGAAGGAGGCACCGCGAUCCCUAUGCCAUUGCGCAGGCGAAAGCGAAAAAGGCCGCCAACCUGAGCAGGCAGGAGGUGCUGACGAAAGAACGAGUGGGCAGUCUGGGCGAUCCCGUUCGAGGUGUUACAACGGCAUUCGUACAGUCUUUUGACACUGCUUUGCCCCCCGAGUCUGGAGCAUCUACGCCCUCAUUGCAGACGGGAACUGACCCGGCAGUGAAGGCGGAAACGGACAACCAUCUCAAUUUCUACCUGACCAAGGAAGAGCUGGCGCGAGGUAUAGGGAGGAGCCAGUGGCUGAGUAGUCCAUCGAUUCAGGAUGAGCCUGACGAGUCUGAGAGCCGUAGUGAGCAGGAUGGCGGCCAAAAUCGUCCUCGCGGAGACAGCGCCGAUAUAAUGGAAGCGAUGUUUGCCGACGAGUCUAGAGGUUCUGGCACGAGGAGCUCAGACUGGACGCGUUCAAUGUCUGCUUUGGCGGACUUGACAACGGAUGUCACGCCGGAAGCACGCCAGAAGAGACUAGAAGAGGAGAGUACCACCGCGGAAGAAGCAUUGCGACGUAUCUCCAGCUUAUCAUUGGGGAGCAGCAAGGACAGGUUGAGAGUGAACAAGCAGAGAUGCAUAGAGGUCUUUGGGCGGCACAACACGGAGCAGACACUAUCCCCAAGGCUCGCUUCAGCAGCGACGACGGGCGGCGAGCAACAAAAAGUGGAACGCGUGGGAGCAGAUACCGGUAGUAGUGAAGUGCAGAUCGCCAUUCUGACUGCCAAGAUCCGAGCCGUGGCCGACUUCUUGGAAACGAGAGGCACCAUGGACAAGCACAACAAGAGAAAUUUGAGGCUGCUGGUGCACAGAAGAGCGAAACUGUUGAAAUAUCUGAGGAGAAAGGAAAGAGGCGGUCCACGAUGGCAGAACCUGGUGGAGAAGCUGGGUUUGUCUGAUGGAACAUGGAAGGGCGAGAUCACGUUGUAAAGGAGCGGGCAUUUGCACAUCACGGUGCUCCUGACCACUUAUAUAUGUACAGAUACCAAAUCCCGCUAUGCACAGCAAGGCGGAGACUUCGCCGUCAACGUGCACUUUGUUUUUGUCUAAGUGGCACCGUAACGACAGCAAAGAGGCCUCCAAUAGUGUUGAAGCCGUUCAUCAUCCAAGCAAACGUUCACACAUCUGCCAUGACAGACAAUAAUACUGGCUGAGAGCAAGACGCGAUUCGCUUCGAAGAACGGCAGUGCAACUGUGCGCAUCGCUACAAUCCUGAUCAAGCUCACGAGAGGACAACAGCGUCCAUCGAAUUGUGAGGUUUGUUGAAAGUUAAGCUAUCUGUCGAAAU
This is a messenger RNA of Sphaerulina musiva SO2202, 1513 nucleotides long. RefSeq lists its product as uncharacterized. Gene Ontology annotation, biological process: translation. Bases 55 to 1155 code for a protein of 366 amino acids. The transcript is spliced from 3 exons. NCBI's taxonomy places the organism in Eukaryota, Fungi, Ascomycota, Dothideomycetes, Mycosphaerellales, Mycosphaerellaceae. Gene Ontology annotation, cellular component: ribosome. The record is from RefSeq and is a predicted model, not a curated record. Gene Ontology annotation, molecular function: structural constituent of ribosome.